Messenger RNA from Brienomyrus brachyistius, 2875 nucleotides. RefSeq names its product cilia and flagella associated protein 221 (gene cfap221). Gene Ontology annotation, cellular component: cilium. Lineage: Eukaryota; Metazoa; Chordata; Actinopteri; Osteoglossiformes; Mormyridae. Bases 381 to 1895 code for a protein of 504 amino acids. The transcript is spliced from 18 exons. Gene Ontology annotation, biological process: cilium movement; cilium assembly. The record is from RefSeq and is a predicted model, not a curated record.
GAAUAAGAGCGCUUUGGUAAACGCCCAGGAAAACUGAAGGUUACCAUGGUGACGGUAGUGUACACUGUUAUGGGUUAGCGCGGUCUUACUACUAGACAGGUUUUUGAUUGCAGUCAAAGAUUUUUAGAAGGGGAAGAGUUUUCCAUUCUACGGACUGAAAAGAUGGUCUCCUUUUCAAGGAGAAAAGCAAGAUGACCAUCUUCCUCUGCUGUUGGGGGAGCUUCGUAAACUCCGCGUUUCAGUGGCAGCACUCUCUGAGAUAAACAGGCUAAGGAGUUGCCAGAUCUCUGUAGCCAGAGUCCGGAAAGGUGGAUCAGAGGCUUCUGGCAGAUGUGUCUGCUCCUACCACUGUGGCAGUUCUCAUCCAACAGCCAGAGAAAAUGCAGUCAAAGCAUCUCCAUGAGGCCAUGUCACAAAUCAAGAUGGGGUCCCAAAGAAGACAGGAGAAAGAAGCUGUGUUUGCAAACAAAGUUCACGAGGAUGUCCUGGAGGAGAAAGCUAAUCAUCUAGCAUGGCAGGUUCACCGUGGGAAGGACCCUGUUUCCCCACAAACCAAAAGGCAGAUUUUGGAGGAAAGAAAUAUUGUGAAUCGGGAAUUUAAGGGAGAUACUGGUCUUGAGGAAGACUUUGUCAGGAUCCAGCCUUGGCUAUCUACAGGACGUGUUCAGCGCAGUCAAGAAGAGCUUCCUGUCUGUGUUCCGCUGUACCCUGUCUACCACAAGAGCUCCUUUGAAAUCAGACACAGAGGUCUGUGCCUUUUUCAGCAGGCAGCACGUAAGGUUCUUAUGCGCUGCCGUAUGGAACGCAUGCUUGCAUCUCUGAGGCCACUAGUUCAGAGUAUGAAGAGACUGUCCAGUGCAAAAGCAGGAGUCAUCUCCCUGACCCGAGUUCCAGAUGAGAUGCAAGUUCCACUAAAAUUGUCCCAAGACAACUUCCUCCCAUUUACAUUUCCUUUGGAAAUUCUCCCCAGCCAGGACACAGCUGCUUUGGGUGUUGUGCCUGUGAUGCCUAACAAUGCUCAGCCUAAAAUGCAAAUCCCCUUCUUCCCACUGAAGGUACCUCUUCCAUACAAGCUGAAGGGGUAUGAACCAGUCUCUGCCUUUGAAGCCUUCACAAGCUUUGUUCCCCAUAGCCUGGCAAGACCACUAAGAACUGGAGCUCAGGAUGAGCUCUUGCCCCCAGUAAUCAGGCCUUCUGAGCAUGACCUUCAAGACCAAAAAAAGAAUGAGACUUCUUCAUUAUUGGAGGGAAGUUCUUACCUGACAUUUACAGCCCCUACAGCCAUAUUCUGCUCACCAGAUGCACACCCACUUAGAGUUUUUAACCCUGCCCCAGGACUACAUGAUUUCAAGCCGCCACUUCCUUAUCUAGAGAGUGAACUUGAUUUCUACCUGUGCCCACUUCUGAAGGGCAUCUCUGGCAAGGGAACAGGCAACACUUAUUCACUUAGAAGCCAGAGGAAAUUCCUGGACAGAACGGAAGUGAUCCGUGGUGUGAUGACUUGGAAGAAGUUUGAGUCAGCAGUUUUAUCAACUCUGUCCAGCACCUCCCCUGAGACCACUGCUUGGGCCCCAUGCAUGUCUGACCUCUUUAAUGAAGAUAUACUCCCUACAAUGGCACCUCCUCCAAUGGAAAGAAUACCUGAGGAUCUGAAGGAGGAUUUGCAAGAUGGGCUGAGCACAAAUGUGGGUCUUACCUCUGCGAUGGUAAGAGCUAAAUUUCCUCUUAUUGAAAGACACCAGCCCAGACAACUCAAACUGGACACAGUUAAAGAUGAAAGAACUCAAAAACACCAACAACUAAAACCAAGAUCUCAAACAAGUAACCUGGGACCUAGAGUGCAGGCGAGGCUGAGCCAAAUGAAGGUCAUGGUGACUUCAUCUACAAAUGACUAACCUAGGAGAGAAAAAGGUUGUAUGUAUAGACACUAUGUGUGUGCUAGAGAUAUACACAUUUCCCUGUGGCAUAAUUGACAUAUCAUCUUGGAAAACAAUAAAGUAUUGAUAGACACAAUGUGCAUCAUAAUGUAAAUUCACGUAAUUUAACAGUGUGCUGAUAGUUGACAUAUUAGUGUUGUCCUGUUUGUUGCAAUUCAAGAUCAUCUCUCAGAGCUUUCAUCUACCAGCUAUUCAUGUAUAUUCACGUGUUACGUGUGGAGCCCAUAGCUGCACUCCUUGUGUGUGGGUGUGUGUCUGUAUGUUCUGUACAUGCACGCUUCAAUUGUUUUUGUUAAAAGGGACAGUGCUCAAUACUCUAGCAGGCAAUCAUGUCCUGUCCAAUUCUGUCACCCAAUCGUCACACUCAUCUGUCCGCAUUACGUCUCCAUCGGCCAACCAUCGUGCUGGAGAGGAGGAGCCGCCAUCUUAAAUCUUGCCCAGGAGGACCUGCUUUUUUCUGCUGCCUGCCGUUUGUUAUAUUCACGUUUGUCACGGCUCGUUGGAGCUUUGUUUCAGAGGACUGGACAAGGAAGCAGGGUCGCCCCUAUACAUUGCACCACGUAGGUUCGAGCCUGUGUUGAGACACCCUUGGUAAAGGAGCAGGAGCAACCUUCUGUAUUUAUGUUUUCAUAGGUAAGGUUAGAAUAGUUAGACUAGCCUUGUUAGGGAAGCUGUUUGGUUUUAUUGUGUUCUUUACUUUUGCGCUGCCCACAGUCCAGUCCCCCUCUCCUUUUUUCUUGCGAGUUUUGUGUUUAGUUAAUGCCCUGCAUUGUUCCCUUUGUUUUCCUUUGACAACCGGUUGUGUAUUUCCGGUGAAAUAAAUUUCCCUUCUUUUACUCCCUGGGUGUAUGUGUGAGUGUGUGUGUGGAAUAUCUGUUUGGGUUGUUCGUCCACUGUCCAAAACUUAAAUGUUAUUGCUCCCCCUCCAUCCCUAGACU